Molecule: messenger RNA, 3258 nt
Organism: Anastrepha ludens (Mexican fruit fly)
Lineage: Eukaryota; Metazoa; Arthropoda; Insecta; Diptera; Tephritidae
Exons: 1
Coding region: 1-3258 (1085 amino acids)
Source: RefSeq, a predicted model, not a curated record
AUGUCGAAUUCUAUUAAAACGCGCGAUUCCGCUCUCAAUGCCAUUAAACGGUAUAUGGCAAAAAGUAUUGAUGAGGCAUUCACUAUGGAUGCAGAGAAUAUUGCAAGCUACCUUCAGUUAUUGAGUGAACAGUGGGUUCGUUUUAACGUUGCUCAAGACGCUGUAGAAAUUACGUGUGGUGCCGAUGUUAUUGAAAUUGAAGAAAAUGUGCGUAUCCAAGCCGAAACUUGGUACUCUACAGCUUCAGCUAACUUUAGCCGCGUGAAAAAUUGUCGUACUAAUUCGCAAGAUAGCUCCACAAAGGCAUCUGUGUCCACGGUUAUACGUUUACCGAAAAUGGAGUUGCCCACAUUCUCCGGUGACUCUACAGAAUGGAUUGGUUUUUUCGACGCGUUUUCUUCGUUAGUUGAUAAUAACUCUGCUUUAUCAGAUGGACAAAAGUUGCACUAUCUCCGAAGCUGCUUGAAAGGUGACGCGUUGAAAAUUAUCAGUGGUUUUAAAAUAUGUGAUGCAAAUUACGUUGAAGCUUGGGGUCUAUUAACAUCGCGGUAUAAGGUUAUUCGUGUAAUUGUGGAAUCUCACCUUCGCGCGUUGGCUGAAAUUAAAAGAGCUACGCAUGACAAUGCUGACGCAAUCAAAGGUGUAAUUGAUGCGUUCCAACAGCAUAUUCGCGAGCUUAAAGCGUUGGGUCGUCCGAUUGAAUUUUGGGAUGAUUGGUUGGUACAUGAGGUCGUCAGUAAGUUGGCAUUCGAAACGCGUAAGCAGUGGGAGUUAUCGCUCGUUAGUGAUGAUCCUCCAUCUUUUGAGCAACUAAUAACAUUUUUAGAGAUAAGAUGCCGAUCGUUAUCGAUGUUUUCGUCGUCAACAACAUCAGUACCAAUUAAGGUUAAAGCUGCAUCAGCAAGCAAGUCGACAAAUGUGUUCCAUGCGGUAUCAAAACAAAGUAACGUGUGUGCAUAUUGUAGUGGACCUCAUAAAAUUUACAGUUGUGAAAAAUUUCGUGAAUUGGACUUGUCUACAAAAUCACAGUUCGUGAAGCAAGGUCGCAUAUGCUUCAACUGCUUAAGUUCAGGUCACUAUAAAGACCGUUGUAACAGUGCUUCCACUUGCCGCAUGUGUAAACAACGUCAUCACACUCUGUUGCACGGUGCUUUGCAGUCAACGACCGUUACCGCAGUAAACAGUUACAUCGGCACCGCGACGCAUUCGUUAUGCGCUGCUGACGCCACAUCAAAGGUAAGCGCAAAAACUUUUGAACUUCCAGCAAGCGUCGACGUUCCACGCGUUUCUUCAUGCUUGAACUCGAGCUCCAAUCCACCCAUAGCUGUAGAAAGAGUUGUACUGUUAUCCACCGCAUUAGUGAAGGUACGCGACUGUUCUGGUAAUUGGCAGCCCGCACGUGCACUUUUCGAUUCUGGAUCACAUGCUUCCUUUGUAACCGAAGCGUGUGUGCAACGCUUAGGCCUGCCGCGAUCAACAUCUGAAGUUAACAUUACUGGAAUUGGGUCAGCGCAAGGAGGACGAGCUAGAGGUGAAGUGUCACUUUCUCUUUCUUCUUUCUCUACAAAUCAAUGCUUUACUGUCAAAACGUUAAUUCUGUCUAAAAUUACAAGCGACUUGCCAACACAGACUAUAGCUACUUCAUCGUGGCCACAUAUCCGAGGUUUGUUUUUAGCCGAUCCCCAUUUUAUGAAGCCUGGACGGGUCGAUAUAUUGAUUGGAAUGGACGUUAUGGAUCAGCUGAUCUGUACAGAACUUCGUAAGGGUCCACCUGGAGCUCCUAUGGCUCAACUGACGGUCUUUGGGUGGACUCCGUUUGGAAGCGUGAAUGGAUCUGAGUCUGAUAUGCCACGCUUACAGUCGUUACAUUGCGAUGUUCAUUUGGAUCGAGCAUUGAACAAGUUAUGGGAGUUAGAGGAAGCUCCGCAAAAAACGUAUCUUACGCAUGAGGAGCGUUACUGUGAAGACCAUUUUGAAACAACGCAUCGAAGGGAACCUAACGGACGGUUUGUCGUCGAAUUGCCGCUGAAGCCCGAUGUAGCUCUGGGAGAGUCGCGAAACUUUGCUAUCCGGAAUUUGUUACGACUAGAAAGAAGACUCGCUUGUGACUCCGAUCUUCAUUUACGCUACAAUGAAUUCAUGAAUGAACUUAUUGACAUGAAACAUAUGCAGGUCACGUCAGAGACUAUGAAUCCAACGUAUUAUAUGCCUCAUCAUCCUGUUUUAACAUUUUUUGGUCCUAGGGCUGUUAGUGUUAUUCUCAAGGAUUUUUACAUGGAUGAUCUACUUACUGGUGCAUCUAGUAAAGAAGAACUUCGAUUGUUGCAGCAAAAUAUUUCCGAAAUAUUGAGGGAAGGGGGGUUUGAACUUCGUAAGUGGGCAUCGAACUGCGCUGAACUAAUCGCAAGCAUUUCCAAUGCAUCUACGAACAUAUCACAUUAUAUUGUCGACGAUAAGGAUGUUCACGCUUUAGGUCUUAUCUGGAACACAGAAGGAGACUACCUCACGUUUACUAUUAACUUGAGGGAACCGCCAGUUAAGUUGACCAAGCGUAUGUUUCUAUCAGAUGCAAGUACGCUCUUCGAUCCUCUGGGCCUACUUGCUCCCGCUACUAUAAAUUCAAAAAUUUGGUUUCAAGACAUAUGGCGCACUAAGGUAGGUUGGGAUGAUAUCAUUCCUGAGUCUAUCGCACCGAAGUGGUUGGAGCAUCGCAUAGAGCUCAAGCAAUUGGCACAUUUGAAGGUGAACCGUUGGUUUGGUACUGAAGUAGCUGGGUCAUUUACGCAAUUGCACGUAUUCGCAGACGCGUCCGAGCGCGCUUACGCCGCCGUCUUGUAUGCACGAACAACACAAAGCGACGGUAGCAUUACAGUGUCAUUAAUUUCGUCGAAAACCAAAGUAGCUCCGCUUAAGCCGACAACGUUGCCACGUCUUGAAUUAUACGCCGCUCAUCUUGCUGCUAAACUAGUGCGAAGCGUGCUGCACUGCUGGUCUGAAAUCCGUUAUCCGCUUUUUGCUUGGACUGAUUCUACUAUAACAUUGGCAUGGUUACAAGCUCACCCCAGCAGAUGGGUGACAUUUAUAGCCAACCGCGUAGCUGAUAUUCCAGAAGUUUUGCCUCCCGAAUGUUGGAACCACGUUCGUUCUGAACAGAAUCCUGCAGAUUGUGCUUCAAGAGGUAUAACUCCCUCCGAAUUAUUACGUCAUCAAUUGUGGUGGGCUGGUCCUAUUUUCCUGAAAAGCACUGAACAAUUGUGA